Messenger RNA from Gallus gallus (chicken), 391 nucleotides. RefSeq names its product gonadotropin releasing hormone 1 (gene GNRH1). Gene Ontology annotation, cellular component: extracellular region. The record is from RefSeq and is marked provisional. Gene Ontology annotation, biological process: multicellular organism development. Lineage: Eukaryota; Metazoa; Chordata; Aves; Galliformes; Phasianidae. Gene Ontology annotation, molecular function: gonadotropin hormone-releasing hormone activity.
AUUUUCCAGCGGGGAAGAGUUGGAGCGAUUCUGCAGCCUCUCUCAGCAAACAGAAUGGAGAAGUCCAGGAAGAUCUUGGUCGGUGUCCUCCUGUUCACCGCAUCUGUGGCAAUCUGCUUGGCUCAACACUGGUCUUAUGGCCUGCAACCAGGAGGAAAAAGGAACGCUGAAAAUCUAGUGGAAUCAUUUCAAGAGAUCGCAAACGAAAUGGAAAGUCUAGGAGAAGGGCAGAAGGCUGAAUGCCCUGGCUCUUACCAGCAUCCCAGGCUGAGUGAUCUGAAGGAAACCAUGGCAAGCCUGAUCGAAGGAGAAGCCAGAAGAAAGGAGAUUUAAAUCCACAACACCAUCAACAAACCCAGAAUAAAAUUUCAAAGCAAUGUUGAAAACAGUU